AUGACACCUCAUUUGUCGAAAUCGUCACUUGCUCAACUAUUAAAAACUUGUCAAAAUUCACUUGUUCAUGAAGAAGUUACAGGUGCUUUAUGGAAUAUAUCUUCAGCCGAUGAAUUAAAAGAACCAAUAUUAAAUCAAACAUCGGAAGCUGUUAUUAGACAUGCUGUCCUUCCUUCAUGGGAAAUACUUUCUACUCAACAACAACAGCAACCUACUAGUUCUUCUUCUAUUCAAAUUAAUCGUAAUCCUGUAGCUAUUGUUUUUAGAAAUGGAACUGGAAUUUUGAGAAAUAUUUCUGCUGUUAAUGAUCGAUCUCGCCGUUUUCUUCGUUCAACACCCGGAUUAGUCGAAACACUUUUAAAUUUUUUACAUUUUGCAACCUUAAAGAAUCAAUUAGAUACUCGAAGUUGUGAAAAUGUUAUUUGCUUACUUAGAAAUUUAAGUUAUAGAAUACAGGAAGUUGUUGAUAGUAAAUAUGAUCCAAAUAAAAUUAAAUAUUCAAUGAUGAAAGAAAAGGAGAAUGUAAUUAAUGGACAAUUAUCUCCUCGUUCUAAUGAAAGAAGUAAAUCAGCACCUUCUGGAAGUCCAAAAUUAGAUAUUACACCAAACAAGAAAGGAGGAAAAUUUUUUAGUAGAAGGAGAAAAAAAUCAGAAAUUGAGCUUUCUAACAGUAACAAUCAUGAACAAACCGCAACAUCAAUAUCAGGUCCACAAUUACUUUGGAAUCCUUCAACAAUUCGUUUAUAUUUAAAAAUUUUGGAAGAAUCUGCCAAUUGUGAAAUUUUAGAAGCUUCAGCUGCAGCAAUACAAAAUUUGGCUGGUUGCCCUUUUUAUGGGUCUUUAUUAGUUCGAGAAACUGUUAGGAUAGAAAAGGGUUUACCUAUUCUUGUUGAACUACUUCGUCUUAGAGAGGAUAGGGUAGUUUGUGCUGUUUGCUGUGCUUUGAGAAAUUUGGCUUUGGAUAAACGCAAUUUAGAAUUAAUUGGAAAAUUUGCCUUGUCUGAUAUUUUAAUAAAAAUUCCAACUUAUCAAGAAUUAGAAUUAAUUAAAGAACAACAACCACAACAACAACAACAAAUCCCUUCAGAUUCAACAUUAAAUGCAAUUUUAGGAAUUCUUUGGGAAAUUGUUAGAUUAAAUAGUGAAAUGGCUAAAUUAGUACAUUCAACUAUUGAGGGAACUGAAAGGCUACGAGCAUUAGCUAAAUCAUAUCCCAUAUAUGGACGUAAAACGUGUAAAUAUGCAACUCAGGUUUUAUAUAUGAUGUGGCAACAUAAAGACUUACACGAAUUAUUUAAAGAAUCUGGUUUGGAAGAAUCUGAUUUUUAUAGUGGAACAACUACUUCAAGUUUAAAUAAAUCGAGAUCAACAAGUAAAGAAAUUAUUUCUUCUAAACAACAACAACAACAUUAUUCACCUUCUUCUUUAACUACUACUUUAGCUAGACCGUUUUCUUCUCAAGUAGAAAAUUUUUAA
This is a messenger RNA of Meloidogyne enterolobii, 1476 nucleotides long. NCBI's taxonomy places the organism in Eukaryota, Metazoa, Nematoda, Chromadorea, Rhabditida, Meloidogynidae. The record is from the annotation of a GenBank genome assembly.